Messenger RNA from Arachis ipaensis, 1238 nucleotides. Its product is annotated as F-box/FBD/LRR-repeat protein At4g26340-like. Gene Ontology annotation, molecular function: protein binding. Lineage: Eukaryota; Viridiplantae; Streptophyta; Magnoliopsida; Fabales; Fabaceae. The record is from RefSeq and is a predicted model, not a curated record.
UAAGGGAAACAAAAACAAUGGGAGGAAUUGAUAGGAUCAGCACAUUACCCGAUGUUCUUCUUUGUCACAUCCUUUCUUAUGUGCCAUCCAAGACAGCAGUGGCCACAAGCGUUCUAUCAAACAGGUGGAGGAAUAUUUGGCACUCCGUCCCCGCCAUCGAUCUCGAUGACUCACUCUACCUUCACAUUGGAGACUACCAUCCCUUUGCCAACGUCGCAUACGCACUCAUGCUUAGGCUACACGCCACGCAGCCAAUCCUAACUUUCCGCCUUAAAUGCCAAUCGUCUCUCUCUUGCUUCCCUUGGGAUCUAAAUCUCUGGAUCGACACUGCCAUACAACACUGCGUUGAAACCAUGGAGCUUUCGCUGCCACUUACUGCCAAGCUGCCUUCAACGGCUCUCACAAGCACGAAACUCGUGUCACUGACGCUAAGAGGAUUAACGGUGGAUAAUGUACGGAGUGUUUCGUUGCCUGCACUGAAGUUUUUGCACCUUAUCGACGAAGUUCGUUUCACUGAAAGUCGGUACUUGGAGAUGCUGCUAUCGGGCUGUCCAAUUCUUGAGGAUCUCCGGAUCGGUCAACUGGAGGUUUGGUUCAGUCAACCGCCUUUUGUGACGGAAUUUAACCUCCCCAACUUGGUCAAAGCAGAUGUUAUGAGUGUUUGGAUUCCAAUUGCCAAGUUUUAUAACGUCAACUUUCUCUCUAUUUGUGUGGCAGAAUUCCCUACUACUCCAGAAUGCACCUUUCAUAAUCUAAUUCGAAUGCAGCUGCUUGUUACACGUUCUUGUAAAUGGCAUUUGUUGGUAGGUUUGCUCAAGUAUUGCCCCAAGCUUCAAUUUCUAAGCGUUGUUGUAAAUGCCACGGUAACUAGUACAAUUGCUAGUGAAUUUGUUUACUCAUCAAAAUUGUUCAUCCCUCAAUGCGUUUCCAUGAGGCUCAGUGAGUGUGUUCUGGAAGGUUUGUGGUCAAGUCAGGAUAUUCAAUUUGCAUCGUAUGUUAUGCUUACCGCAAGAGUGUUGCGGAGAAUGGUGAUACGCAGUGCCAGCUUCUUAAACAUAGAUACUAAGUUCAAAAUGCUGAGGUAUUUGUCUCUAGUUUCAAGGAGCUCUACAAGCUGUUCACUUAUUUUUGCAUGAGGAGCUGGUAUUUAUAUGCUGACAUGGGAUGUUUAAAAGAUUUCAAUAAAGAUUAUUUGUUUCAUGUUUAAAGGAUUUUAAUUAGGACAAAUUACUUAAUUA